This is a messenger RNA of Lithohypha guttulata, 1320 nucleotides long. It is a transcript of the gene SER1, whose product is annotated as Phosphoserine transaminase. Gene Ontology annotation, cellular component: cytoplasm. Gene Ontology annotation, biological process: L-serine biosynthetic process. The record is from RefSeq and is a predicted model, not a curated record. Gene Ontology annotation, molecular function: pyridoxal phosphate binding; O-phospho-L-serine:2-oxoglutarate transaminase activity. Bases 1 to 1320 code for a protein of 439 amino acids. The transcript has a single exon. Lineage: Eukaryota; Fungi; Ascomycota; Eurotiomycetes; Chaetothyriales; Trichomeriaceae.
AUGCCAACACGCGACCAAAUAUCCUAUUUUGGUGCUGGACCAGCACCACUACCAACACCAGUCAUCGAGGAAUCAGCCAAGGCUCUCGUGAACUUCGAAGAUACAGGUCUCGGUCUCAGUGAAAUCUCGCAUCGUUCUCCAACCGCCAACAAAAUACUAGCAGACGCCAAAUCGGCGCUUUCCAUACUCUACGACUUCCCACUUGAAGGAGAAAAUGCUUACGAUGUUCUAUUCAUGCAAGGAGGUGGCACAGGCGAGUUCUCGGCUAGUGUACAGGCUUGUGUAGGAUGGUGGGUUGAGAGAAGACGGAGGCGAGCUGUUGCUGAUUUAGGUGAGGGCAAGGAAGAUGAGGUAAUAGAGAGGGUGAGGAAAGAGAUCAAGGAGGAGCUGAAAGUGGAUUACCUCGUCACGGGCAGUUGGAGCCUGAAAGCGAGCCAGGAGGCAGCACGACUGAUUGGAAGCAAAUACAUCAACGUCGCCACAGAUGCACGAAAAGCAAACAACGGAAAGUUUGGCAAGAUUCCGCAAGAGAAGGAAUGGCAACUUACUGACAGCAAGAAGAGUGCAAUGGUGUACUGGUGUGAUAAUGAGACAGUGGAUGGAGUUGAGAUGCCAUCUUUCCCUGAGAGUUUGAAGGGUCGAGGCGAGGACGACGGCGUUGUGGUAGCAGAUAUGAGCUCGAAUUUUGUCAGUCGCAAGCUCAACGUGAAAGACUAUGGAAUCAUCUUUGGUGGUGCACAGAAGAACUUGGGCAUUGCCGGAAUCACUGUCAUCAUCGUGAGGAGGUCCUUGCUCGCAUUGACGCCGAAAGCAGACUUUCUACAGCGGCUGUCGGACGUGUUGCCAUCAGCGAUUCCACCUGUGGUGUUUGAAUUUGCAACGAUAGCAAAGAACAACUCGUUGUACAACACACUACCAAUCUUCAACCUCUAUAUUGCAACACUUGUCCUUCAGUCCCUGGUCAAGACGUUCGAAGAGAAGAAGGUAUCCGGACAAGAAGAGCUCGCCAACCGCAAAGCCGAACUCAUUUACGAUACCCUGGACAAGUACGCGGACGCCUACCAUGUGGUGCCCGACAAAAGUGCGAGAUCGCGUAUGAACAUAUGCUUUAGAAUUAAAUCUCGAGGUGAGGGUGACCCUGGCACAUGGGAUGAGGCAAGAGAGAAAGCCUUCCUGGCAAGCGCAGAAAAGAAAAACUUGAUGGGAUUGAAAGGACAUCGCAGCGUGGGCGGCAUCAGGGCGAGCAAUUACAAUGCUGUCACCAUGCCGAGUGUGCAAAAGUUAGUAGCACAUCUUGUUGAGUUUGCAGCGACAGGGUGA